AUGGUGCGCAUGAAUGUCCUGGCUGAUGUUCUCAAGAGCAUCAACAAUGCCAAAAAGAGAGGGAAACACCAGGUUCUUAUUAGGCUGUGCUCCAAAGUCAUCAUCUGUUUUCUCACUGUGAUGAUGAAGCAUGGUUUCAUUGGCGAAUUUGAAAUCAUUGAUGAUCACAGAGCUGGGAAAGUUGUUAGGAACCUCACAGGCAGGCUAAACAAGUGUGGAGUGAUCAGCCCCAGAUUUGAUGUGCAACCCAGAGAUCUAGAAAAAUGGCAGAAUAACCCGCUUCCAUCCCGCCAGUUUGGUUUCAUUGUACUAAUAAUCUCAGCUGGGAUCAUGGACCACAAAGAAGCAAGACAAAACACACAGUAG
Symphalangus syndactylus (siamang) is the source of this 366-nucleotide messenger RNA. Its product is annotated as small ribosomal subunit protein uS8-like. Gene Ontology annotation, biological process: translation. Lineage: Eukaryota; Metazoa; Chordata; Mammalia; Primates; Hylobatidae. Gene Ontology annotation, cellular component: ribosome. Gene Ontology annotation, molecular function: structural constituent of ribosome. The record is from RefSeq and is a predicted model, not a curated record.